UAUCCAUACAAAUUGACAGGUAGGUUUGCCGGGAACUACUUGAGUACGAAUCCCAAGCCAAGCACCACUCUUCUUCAAGCGCUCCGACAAUCGACGACUCUGAACUCCCUCUGGCCAUUAACCCUUGCCGAGUGAUUUUCCGAGUUGACUCCGAGUCUCUAGGGUUAGUUGAUGACCCAGUCCCAUCCCUUAUGGAGGUCGAAGCUCACGCACUCUCUUCCUUUGAUCUCAACUCCUCCCCUGAUAAUUUCCCUUUUACUACCACCGCUGCCCGUGAGCCUCCGGAGCUCCGAAAUUCUCAGCCCUUCCGGAGCUCCGAACUUCUUGGUUACUCCGAAUCCGAUCAUGCUCCCGUACGCGAGGAUUUAGGAUCUCCUGUCGCCGCAGGUGGUAAAUGCCAAGACGUUGGUGGCAGUGACCUUAUGGCUCCCGUUUUUUCAACUCUAGACUCCGCUUCUCCGGUGGCCAAUGCAUUGGCCGGAGAGGAGCCUCUCCCGGAGAAGAUGGGAAGAUGUCCUUCGCGUGCGGCGAUGAAGCUGCAGAAGGUUUACAGGAGCUAUCGUACCCGACGCAUGUUAGCUGACUGCGCCGUGGUUGCCGAAGAGCUCUGGUGGCAGGCGUUAGAUUUUGCUCGAUUGAACCACAGCACGGUAUCUUUCUUCAAUUUUUCGAAACCGGAGUCGGCUGCGUCGCGGUGGAAUCGGGUCAGCUUAAAUGCUUCCAAGGUGGGUAAAGGCUUGUCUAAGGACGCCAAGGCACAGAAAUUAGCUUUUCAACACUGGAUUGAGGCUAUUGACCCCCGGCACCGAUAUGGGCAUAGUUUGCAUCUAUAUUACGAAGAGUGGUGUAAAGGUGAUGCUGGUCAACCCUUCUUUUUUUGGUUGGAUCUUGGAGAUGGCAAAGAGGUCGAUCUCACAGCAUGCCCACGCUCCAAGCUUCGUAAACAGCAUAUUAAGUAUCUUGGACCAAAAGAAAGAGAACAUUAUGAAUAUUUGGUCAUUGAGGGGAAAAUUUUGCAUGAACAAUCUGGGAAACCUCUUGACACAACAGAAGGUUCACCAGGAGCAAAAUGGAUCUUUGUGAUGAGCACCUCUAAGAGACUCUACGCUGGUGAGAAAAAGAAAGGAACCUUCCAUCAUUCCAGCUUUCUUGCGGGAGGCGUUACUUUGGCUGCUGGGAGGCUGGUGGUAAUUGAUGGAACACUUCAGUCUAUAUCGCCAUACAGUGGACACUAUCGACCCACUGAUGAUAGCUUUGAUACUUUCUUAGAAUUUCUGAAGGCACACGGAGUCAAUCUGGAUGAAGUUGAGAUGAGUAAAGCAAAUGAAGAUUAUGAGAAUUUUGGAGAAGCGAAAACGACAAAAGAUGAAUCAACUUCUGAAGUUGCAACAGUUUCCGAUUCCUGCGAAACUAAUGCUCCAGAUGAAGGGGCCGUGGAAACAAUUGAAGCUCCAAAACUUGAAAUUAACGUCAACUAUCGGAGGACUCUCUCUGGUGGGCUUCAGAGCCCAAAAGCAGAGGUGCCCAAGACGUCAAUAUUGCAAAGGAUCAACUCAAAGAAGGCUGCAAGGUCUUACCAACUGGGGAAACAACUCUCUCUGAAAUGGUCGACCGGUGCUGGGCCUAGAAUUGGUUGUAUUGCUGACUACCCUAUAGAGCUGAGGAUACAGGCCUUAGAGUUCACUAAUCUCUCACCAAGACUGUCGUCUACAUCUGCUACACCCAUUUGGGGUACUCUUCCUUCGCCGAUUAGAUUGCCUUCGCAAGAACUCACUAACGGUGAUUUGAAGUUGUCCGGCAUCUGAGUUUAUCUAGAUUGCUUGUACCAGCAGGAUGCCGUUGUCAUAUUACCUGUGCUAUCGUUCCCCUGUAAAAUGACGAAAAAAUGUUCUACAACCGGAACGCCGUCGUACUGCUUAUUCUCAUAUGUUCUAGCAUUGUACUUUUUUUUUGUUUUUCCACAGUUUUUGUGGAAAACGUGUCAGCAAAUAAAAGAAGCCACGUAGGUGCCUCAUAAGCAAAUCCCAUAAGGGUCGAGACACUGAAUACUCACCCCCGCCCCAAAGCUCCCCAAAAAAAAAAAAGAAAAAAAAGAGGAGGACCUAAUCAGCAAUGGCUGGUUGGGGCCCGUGCCAACACCCUCCAGUCCACAGACUCCACACAUGAAACAGCUAACGUGGGCAAUGGGUAACGCGUGGCGGCAGCACAAAUCGGCGCCUGGGACUUGGAAAGUGCUGCGAGGAGGCGGCGUGUAAAACGACUAUUGGGGAUUUGAUACAAAAGGCAGAAAGAGACCAAAAACUCCCUACCAGAAGAGAUGAAAAUGGGGAACACCUCUUGACGACGAAGGAGGAAAUAUUCCUUAUUAAAGAAAUGCCCAUGGUGAUCAUUUGUGGUCGUAACAGGAUUCGGAGGAGAAAAUGAUCAUGUUCGGAGGAGAAGCUUCGGCGGCUUUAGCUCGCCAACAAACCGGAAUCCCCGCCAGUGAUCAACUAUGGGUCUUCUUCAUUCCCACCUUAAAUACCAUCACAGCCGCCCUCUACCUGUGAUUUACCUCCUUAUCUUUCUCAAGUUCUACUUUUAUAUUUAGUGUGGUUCACUUGGAUACUACUCUGUUUGGAUUAAAUGCUUUUGUUCACUACUACUAGUCUAUUACAUUUAUUGA
Coffea arabica (coffee) is the source of this 2665-nucleotide messenger RNA. Its product is annotated as IQ domain-containing protein IQM3-like. The record is from RefSeq and is a predicted model, not a curated record. Lineage: Eukaryota; Viridiplantae; Streptophyta; Magnoliopsida; Gentianales; Rubiaceae.